Messenger RNA from Anastrepha obliqua, 2329 nucleotides. It is a transcript of the gene SmydA-8, whose product is annotated as SET domain-containing protein SmydA-8. The record is from RefSeq and is a predicted model, not a curated record. Lineage: Eukaryota; Metazoa; Arthropoda; Insecta; Diptera; Tephritidae. The coding region runs from base 499 to 1821 and encodes 440 amino acids. Gene Ontology annotation, molecular function: protein binding. The transcript has 2 exons.
UGGCAUGGCGUGCAUUGGAAAAAUAGUUUUGCGCCUCUUAUACAUUUAUGUUUAGGUUGCCUUUGGCGACACUUCGCUUUAGUAUUCUCACGCGUAAUCGCAUGUCGGCAUUCGUUUCGGCGCGGCGCGGCGUCAACUAUUAGCAUUUCGAAUUCACAACUCAGCGUCAGCCUUUCGUGCGGUGAAUUUCACGCGUGCCCAUAUUACAAUGACAAUAGUGACAGCAGUAAAGAAUAAUAAUAACAUAAAACAACCAUAGAAAUAGAGGCAGACCAUCAACAUAUUUCGUUAUGUUUGGCAUUCGUUACGAUCCGAGCCAUAGUUGUCGCCCGCAUUCUGUAUUGUACGGACCUUAAGUGCUCCGCAAAAUUAUUCAGCGCGAAAUAUAAGAAUCAUAAAAAAAAGCUAAUUACAUUCGUCUAAUUAAAAAAAAAUAAACUGAAAUAAGGCGGCAUUCCCUAAUAUUCGUACUACAAAUUUCCCAUCACUUAACGCGAAAUGGCCACUCCCGAUGAGUUGGCGCGCCUUGUCGCCAUACAUCUGCGCGAUCUGCAGGAGAGUGAACCCAAUUGGACCGUAGCGCAUUCCGAUGUCGCCGGUCGCGGUGUCUUCGCAAGGCGUGACAUCGCCGCGGGUGAGUUGUUAUUUCGCGAACGUCCGCUUGUUGUUGGCCCUACAGCGCGCAAGGGCUCCAUACUCAAUACUUGCAUUUGUUGCCACAAGUUGUUGGCCGUCAAGGACUUCCUCUGCAAGCGCAAGUGCAUGUUGCCCGUUUGUGAGGCGUGCGCCGUUUCAGAGAAACACCGCGACGAAUGUGAACUAUUCCAGCGUUGGCAGCCUGUGGAACUGAGUCAGUUAGUCGAUAUGUGCAAUGAUAAAAGCGCCGGGCCACCUUUGGUGAAUCCAUACUCGCUGCGCAUACUGACAGCUGUGCGCGUUUUCUUCCUCAAACCCGAUCAACGCGCGCUUGUCGACGCCAUGCAAGCGAAUGCGGAUCGGGGCUAUCGACAGGAGAUCAUCAAAGCAGCACAGAGCUUUCGGAAAUUCCCCACUACAGAUAAGCCUUUUAUGGACAAUCUCUUUCGCACCGUAGGUGUGCUGAAUACUAACGCAUUCGAGGCGCCGUGUCGUGUAGGUGAACACGAGACACUUUUGCGUGGCCUUUUUCCGCUAACAGCCAUCAUGAAUCACGAAUGCACGCCCAAUGCGAGCCACUACUUCGACAAUGGACAUUUAGCGGUGGUGCGUGCGGCACGUCAUAUACCAAAGGGUGCUGAGAUCACAACCACCUAUACAAAGAUCCUGUGGAGCAAUCCGACACGAGGCAUUUUUCUCAAAAUGACUAAACAUUUUGUCUGUGAAUGUGCGCGUUGCAAUGACCAUACGGAAAAUGGCACCUACCUGUCUGCGCUCUUUUGCCGUGAACAAGGCUGCAAAGGCAUCGUGAUACCACUGCAAGCGAAAACACUGCAACCGGACUGGCGUUGCCUCACCUGUGACACAGUCUUUCCGCACUCGAAGAUGUCGCGCUAUCAGGACUUUGCGCUGAAUACGAUCAAUAAUCGCAUUAACACGAGCACCGUGCACGAUCUGAUAAAUUUCAUUAACGAAAUGUGUCCACGCUUCUGCCCACCCUCGAAUUAUGUGCUGGUCGAAGCGAAAUUGAAUGUGAUUUGGCGCAUGCAGCGCUACAAAGGCGAUUGCACCGAGGAGGAAAUGCAACAUCGCGAUCGCUAUCGGGAGGAGAUACUUGAAAUAUUGGAGAAACUGGGUGCUGGAGAUUGUACGCUGAAAAAGUUGAUUACCAAUGAGAUACCGUGAGCAGGGGCAGCGAGUGGCGAAGGUGGAGCUGGAGCGGCGUGCGGGGCAGAAAAAAAGCAUUAAAGAAAUUUUGUAUUUAUUGUGUUGAAGGGGGGUUUGUGUGCGCCAAUAUCAAAAAAAUAUGUGAUUGCAGUGCCGAAGUGCUGGUGCUUACAUACAUAUGCACAUAUUUCAUUGUUAUUUGAUUGUUACAAUAGUAAUUUAUUCAUUUCUCUGUUUACUGUUUACCCCCAUCGCUGACAGCUUUCGUGCAGCUGCAAAUUUCACACUAGAUUUGCUUGCGAGAACAAUGCAAUUAUUUAUGCGUUAAUUUAUUUAUUACUAAAUAGUUUUGCCCUCAAAUUUAUAAAUAUUUAUUUAAUGUUGGUGUGUGCGCUUUUUUCUAUUGCAUAAUAAAGUCUUUAUAUUCACAUAAAGUCUGAAAUAAGUAGCAAAUGGUUAAUGAAACAAUUUAAGUAAAUGAAAAUAAUUAAAUAAAAUGAAAAUUGCAAUGAAAAGAAAAGCCGAA